AAGGUUUGUUUUGUCCAUUAUAUUAUUAUAUAUUAUUAUAUGUUGUAUUCAGGGGUUGACAUUUUCCUAGGAGCUGACACGAUAAGAGUGUAUAUCUUAGGUGUCACUUACAUUAGCUAUCCACAUUGGUCUAUGUAAGCGGGGGUGUACCACAUCUAUAUGAGGCCAAGAGCUGCUUCUAACAUGACAUAUACACGCCCUUAGCAAGGAAGUGCCAAUGGACUUAUACCAAAAGAUAUUUAACCAAUUAUCUACGUUUUGAAGACGUGACAGGAUUCAUUUAAGUUUGUUUAUAUUUUUCAUUUUGAGAAAGGUAAUGAAAAUCCAAACGAUACGACAGAUUAACAGUAUUACUGUCAUCCUACUUAUAGCCAUAAGUGUCUACAGCGAGGCCGCAUUCACUCGCUCCUUGUGUGAAAACAGAUGCGAGUCGUCAACACCACACCUACAAACACUUCGAGAUGUGUGGCACAAAAUGUCAAAACGGAUAGGCAAACAAGAUAUGUCCUUUGAGGCGUUCGUGACGUCACUGGUGGCUGCAUCGGAGCGGUAUCCAUGGCUGCAACCAGUCCGUGGAGACCUACUCGGCAUGAUAGCGAAAUACCAGGACUGUGUUAAAGCUUGUGAACAUCAGCACAGCAAGAGGACUUCCGAGAGGGCAUCAGAUUCAUACGUACGACCGGCAAUAUGUUUAACAAAGGACUUCUGUCUUUAGUUGUCACGAUGGCUACCGAGAACUACGUUACUUCAAACACAUUUUUCGGGAAAUAUAUAUAUCGUUGGAGUAAGGCAAUAUCAGCUGAACAAAACUUGCCAACCGGAUAUGUAAUUCUUGCUAACUAUUAGCCAUAUCCAAUCUACCUUAGACCAAUAUUCAUUAUAAGGAAUAUGUAUAAAUCACUUCAAAAUGUGCCUAUAUUGCUGGCUCUAAGCGUGCAACAGAAACAAUUCUAAAAAUAGUUUUAAGUUAAAUCUUUUAGAUAUUUUGCUAACAUUAUAACAUUUUUUAAACAUCACAGAUUAAAAAUAUGAAUAAUGAAGGUUUGUCCGAAUGAUUUUUUUCACAAUAGUUAGUCACCCCAGUGUACAUUUUCUUUAUUGUAAUAAAAUCUCUAUCUCUCUGUCUCCAUUUGUUCAGAAAUGUCGUUAUAAAAGGGUUUUAGUCGAUUGAGAGAAAGUUUCACAAUCGAGUUUUUCAGACAAAAUAUGAGCCAAAAUGAAACAUUGCGAGGGAUAGGCUAGCAUCUUUAAAAUCAAUUUUGUACAGCCUACAAUUUUCUUGUUUAAAGAUUAAUGAAUGUGACGUCACAAUAAAACUGAUAAUGUUCGUGUCGCGUCACAAAUAAAACGAUAAUAUCAACUGUAAUGGCUUCUCAAAAUGCCUUUACAUAGUUAUAUAUAACACAAAUAUUCUAAGACAAUUAAAACUAAACUAAAAUUUCUUAGUGAUUUCUGCUUUUUACUUCAGACUCCCAAUUGUUUCAUCUAGUAUAUCUUCACUAAUGAAAUAAAAAAUACAAUUUC
Molecule: messenger RNA, 1524 nt
Organism: Pecten maximus
Lineage: Eukaryota; Metazoa; Mollusca; Bivalvia; Pectinida; Pectinidae
Exons: 4
Coding region: 317-715 (132 amino acids)
Source: RefSeq, a predicted model, not a curated record